AUGAAGCCUCGACACAUGAAUGGAACAGCUUCCCAGAGAGCAGGGCGUCUGUCUGUCUUCCUAGGUAUCGUAUCCGUACCUAGCAUCAAAUUCCAUUACCACCUCUCGCACGCGUCGCAUCCUCACACACGGACGGAAAAAGUAUCUUGUACUUUUGGUUUCACGGCAUUUCAGGCGGCGCCCGUCGAACGAGCCAGCUGGCCAGGUGUACCCAACUACCCAUCAGGUACUCCGUACACGCACACACGCCCGCCCGCUGCUUCUCUUCCCAAGUUCCCACUCGUCCAGCAAUGCACAGGGGUUCUGUCAGAGCUCUUGGCAUGA
Messenger RNA from Colletotrichum costaricense, 324 nucleotides. RefSeq lists its product as uncharacterized. The transcript has a single exon. The record is from RefSeq and is a predicted model, not a curated record. Bases 1 to 324 code for a protein of 107 amino acids. Lineage: Eukaryota; Fungi; Ascomycota; Sordariomycetes; Glomerellales; Glomerellaceae.